GUAGUACUCCGCCGGGAGUACUACGUAUAACACUAACUUUGAAAUGAACGAUACCUGGAUUUUAGUCCGACCGAUCGUGCUUCAUUUUCCCCAAAGUAUAAUUAGAUCCAAGUAAUUUGAUGAGAAGGUGGUUUUUAGAAUAGAAGAGAGAGCUUUGGCGAUUCUUCAAUGGCUGACAGAGAAAAGCCAUUGAGGAAGAUGGCUGAGGCCUUCCUAGACCUUUCAAAAUCCAUCAGUUCCCAAUCUGCUGAAGAAUCGCACCAGCAACUCGAAGUGGCCGCAUUCUCUCGCGCCUGCUCUCUUGUCUCCCCUCUCUUCGCCUGUUUGGGCAUCGCCUUCAAGUUCGCUAAGCUUGACUAUGUCACCAAGGUUGAUGAUCUAGUUGAGGCAUCAAAGUCAAUUGCAACACUAAGAGUAAUGAUAGACUUAGACAUUGAAGCAAACUGCGUGAGAAGCGUUGGCAGUCAUACAAGGAAUCUGCUAAGGGUGAAGCGCGGAAUUGAUAUGGUGAAAGUUUUGUUUGAUCAAAUUAUGGCAUCUGGAGAAAAUUCUCUCAAGGGUCCAGCUUCAACUGCAUAUGCACAGGUGUUUGCUCCUCAUCAUAAACGGAUAAUAAAGUUAGCUGUAGCUGCUGGAAUGUAUGCACUUCCUACGAAGGAUGAGCUGUUAAAAAAACUCAAUGAAGAUGAUGAAGAGUCAGCAAUGAUACACAUGAGAAGUUAUGUUGCAUCGUCAGCUCCGGUCAUCGAGUACAUCGACAACCUUUUCCUUUCAAAAGGUUUGGAUAUAAACUGGUAAAACAAAGGAACUCUUCUCAUAUAUCACAAGAUCAUCAUCUUCAGUGUUGCACGUGUAACUCCUGUAGUAGUAAUUAAAUACUGCACACUUUGUUCAUCUGUUGGGGGUCUUGUGUGGUCAAUACCUUCAAACAACGUAUAGUUUAUAGUUAUUCAUGUAAAAUCUUUGUAAUAACAAGAGAAGGUUGUCAAUUGUUCUUUGAUCAUUCACAUUCUUCAUGCUUAGGCUGGAACUUACGAAAUACUCCGAUUAAUUUAUGCCUAUGUUGAGUGGACACAUUUACAGCUAUUAUUACAGGAUACGCUGACAUGAGUAGUACUGCAAUGUAUACUUUUUCUUAACAGAAUACUCCGUAAUAAAAAUAUCCAUGGCUCUCUGCAUCCAUGCA
This is a messenger RNA of Cuscuta europaea, 1186 nucleotides long. The record is from the annotation of a GenBank genome assembly. NCBI's taxonomy places the organism in Eukaryota, Viridiplantae, Streptophyta, Magnoliopsida, Solanales, Convolvulaceae.